GUCCACAGACUGAUAUAAUGAAAUCAGACUAUGUACAGAAGAUGAAUCUGAUCAUGCCUCCUAUGUCUAUGUCUGAGGACUGCCUGUAUCUCAACAUCUACACACCAACACAUGCACGUGAAGGAUCUAACCUGCCUGUGAUGGUAUGGAUUCAUGGUGGUGCACUGAUUGUAGGAAUGGCUUCCAUGAAUGAUGGAUCCAUACUGGCUGCUACUGAGGAUAUAGUAAUUGUUGCUAUCCAAUAUCGCUUGGGUGUCCUUGGCUUCUUCAGACUACCCUGGCUUGUGUCAAGUUGGCAAAGAAAAAAAUCUAACCAGGCUUGCUGUGCAAAUGUGAGGCCCCGAGUUCAAAACCCCGGAGCCCACAGAAGACUAGAGGUGGUGUUGACAGUAACCAACCUUUCAGGAUGUGAGGCCAAGGACUCAGAAGCUCUGGUGCACUGCCUACGAGAGAAGACUGUAGAAGAGAUUUUGACUAUCAACCAGGUCUUCACUAUGAUCCCUGCUGUGGUGGAUGGGACUUUCCUACCGAGGCACCCUCGGGAGCUGUUGGCCUCUGGGGAUUUUCGCCCUGUCCCCACCAUCAUUGGUGUUGACAGUGAUGAGUGUGGUUGGGGAAUCCCCUUGAUGAACGGCCUUGAUCAUGUCAUAAAGAACAUAACCAGAGAGACCCUGCCAGCUGUUCUGAAGAGCAGAGCAGCACACAUGAUGCUGCCUCCUGAAUGUAGUAACCUUCUGAUGAAAGAAUACAUGGGGGAUGUUGAGGACCCCCAGACCCUGCAGGCACAGUUCAGAGAAUUGAUGGAGGACGUCAUGUUUGUGAUCCCUGCACUCCAAGUAGCAAAUUUUCAGCGUUCCCAUGCUCCUGUCUACUUCUAUGAAUUCAAUCAUCAGCCAAGCUACAUCAAGCAUGUCAGGCCAUCCCACGUGAGGGCUGACCAUGGUGAUCACCUCCCUUUUGUCUUUGGCUCCCACUUUUGGGGCAUGAAUGCAUUUCCACAGUAG
This is a messenger RNA of Microtus ochrogaster (prairie vole), 1004 nucleotides long. RefSeq names its product liver carboxylesterase-like. The record is from RefSeq and is a predicted model, not a curated record. The transcript is spliced from 9 exons. Bases 18 to 1004 code for a protein of 328 amino acids. NCBI's taxonomy places the organism in Eukaryota, Metazoa, Chordata, Mammalia, Rodentia, Cricetidae.